AUGGCAUCGCCACAGGAGGAAUUACAAUUCAACACGGUAGAAGAGUCGAUAGAAGCAUUCAGAAAUGGAGAGUUCCUCAUCGUUCUCGACUCGGAAGACAGGGAAAAUGAAGGCGACCUGAUCAUCGCCGCAGAAUCCAUAACAACCAGCAAGAUGGCAUUUAUGGUCCGACAUUCAAGCGGCUACAUAUGCGCCCCUAUACUGCCCAACCUGACCACCCACCUCGAGCUCCCUCAGAUGGUCGCCCGAAGCACCGAUCCUCACCGCACCGCAUACACAAUCUCGAUCGACUCUAAUGACCCUUCAGUAACUACCGGAAUCUCUGCCCAUGACAGAGCCCUGACAUGCCGCACACUUGCCUCGUCGGACGUAAAGCCAGCCAGCUUCCGGCGACCGGGCCAUAUCCUCCCUCUCCAGGCGAAAAUUGGCGGCGUCCGUGAACGCAGAGGCCACACCGAAGCUACCGUGGACCUCUGUCGGCUUGCGGGGAAAUUCCCAGCUGGCGUGAUCUGUGAACUGGUCGAAGACGGCGAGUCCUCCGAGGGCGUUGCAGAGCAGACUGGUGGUGGAAUGCUGCGACGGGACGGCUGUUUGAAGUUUGGGAAGAAGUGGGGGAUAAAGGUCUGUACGAUUGAGGCCAUGGUUGAAUACCUGGAGAGAACGGAGGGACCUCUCCCCGUGGUCAAUGGGAAACAUUGA
Molecule: messenger RNA, 699 nt
Organism: Arthroderma uncinatum
Lineage: Eukaryota; Fungi; Ascomycota; Eurotiomycetes; Onygenales; Arthrodermataceae
Product: 3,4-dihydroxy-2-butanone 4-phosphate synthase
Exons: 3
Coding region: 1-699 (232 amino acids)
Biological process (GO): aerobic respiration; riboflavin biosynthetic process
Cellular component (GO): cytosol; mitochondrial intermembrane space
Molecular function (GO): 3,4-dihydroxy-2-butanone-4-phosphate synthase activity
Source: RefSeq, a predicted model, not a curated record